This is a messenger RNA of Impatiens glandulifera, 675 nucleotides long. RefSeq names its product protein TRACHEARY ELEMENT DIFFERENTIATION-RELATED 6-like. The transcript has a single exon. Bases 59 to 391 code for a protein of 110 amino acids. The record is from RefSeq and is a predicted model, not a curated record. Gene Ontology annotation, biological process: plant-type secondary cell wall biogenesis. Lineage: Eukaryota; Viridiplantae; Streptophyta; Magnoliopsida; Ericales; Balsaminaceae.
UAAUCAUUAUAUAUAUUCUUCUCAUACUCAAUACUCCUCUUAAAGAACAAAAUAAGUAAUGGCUUCCCCUGUCAUAGUCAUUGUCUUUUUCUCUUUUAUCGGAUUUUUCUCAUGUGCAAUUAUAGCUGCUGCCACGUUUUUCUUCAUCAUUAGGAGAAAGCAAAAGAGAACCGAGGAAAAGAAGACUGGUAUUGUUCGUGCAGACGAACACUUGAAAAUAAAAGAGUCCAUUAUAAAGGGACCCCGUGGUUUGGAAGCCAUGACGAUUUCAGUUGACGACGACGUUCAUUUUGAAGAGAUGGCGAAGAAAAGCGAGAAGAAGACUGUACAAGUUUCGGGAAGGAAGCCACAGGACUUGGAGGAAGGAGUACCCAGUGUCUCAAAACACUAAAAAUAAUUUUAUAUGAUGGCUUCUUACCUAUAUCUUAAUUUGUGUAAUAAAAUAAACUUCACCUAUGGCAAUGUUUAAUUUGUGCAAUAAAAUAAACUUACCUAUCCCAUGCAUGAAUAACCAACCUUAUAUAGGUUCAUACAAAACAACGCACCUAGCAGGCCCUCGCCACACAACAUGUAUUCAAACUCCUUGUUGAUUUCCGAAAAUGGGACAUCGUGUGUAAUAAACUUGUCUGCCUCUAUUUCCUUUAAUACAAUUCAGGGAAAUGUUAAUAUGAUUUA